AUGGUGAAAACCACCAAGGAGCAAGUCAAGAUGCCUCCCCGCGCCCACUCCAAGACCUCUCGUGUCCCCCGCCGACCCUUCGAGUCUGCCCGACUUGACUCCGAGCUUAAGCUCGUCGGCGAGUAUGGCCUGCGCAAUAAGCGUGAGGUCUGGCGAGUCGGUCUGACUCUGUCCAAGAUCCGUCGUGCUGCCCGUCAGCUCCUUACCCUCGACGAGAAGGACCCCAAGCGUCUCUUCGAAGGCAAUGCCCUCAUUCGACGUCUCGUCCGUGUCGGUGUUCUCGACGAGUCCCGCAUGAAGCUGGAUUACGUCCUGGCCCUCAAGAUUGAGGAUUUCCUUGAGCGUCGUCUCCAGACCUGUGUCUGGAAGCUCGGUCUCGCCAAGUCUAUCCACCACGCCCGUGUCCUGAUCCGCCAGCGUCACAUCCGAGUCGGAAAGCAGAUCGUCAACGUUCCUUCUUUCAUCGUCCGUCUCGACUCCCAGAAGCACAUCGACUUCGCUCUUACCUCGCCCUUCGGUGGUGGCCGUCCCGGCCGUGUCCGCAGAAAGAAGGCCAAGGCCGCCGAGGGCGGUGAGGGUGGCGAGGAUGAGGAGGACGAGGAGUAA
This is a messenger RNA of Fusarium poae, 606 nucleotides long. RefSeq names its product 40S ribosomal protein S9 (gene RPS9). The record is from RefSeq and is a predicted model, not a curated record. Gene Ontology annotation, molecular function: rRNA binding; structural constituent of ribosome. The coding region runs from base 1 to 606 and encodes 201 amino acids. The transcript has 5 exons. Gene Ontology annotation, biological process: positive regulation of translational fidelity; translation. Gene Ontology annotation, cellular component: cytosolic small ribosomal subunit. NCBI's taxonomy places the organism in Eukaryota, Fungi, Ascomycota, Sordariomycetes, Hypocreales, Nectriaceae.